This is a messenger RNA of Cloeon dipterum, 1114 nucleotides long. It is a transcript of the gene Nurf-38, whose product is annotated as Inorganic pyrophosphatase Nurf-38. Gene Ontology annotation, molecular function: magnesium ion binding; inorganic diphosphate phosphatase activity. The transcript is spliced from 7 exons. The record is from RefSeq and is a predicted model, not a curated record. The coding region runs from base 19 to 1035 and encodes 338 amino acids. NCBI's taxonomy places the organism in Eukaryota, Metazoa, Arthropoda, Insecta, Ephemeroptera, Baetidae. Gene Ontology annotation, cellular component: cytoplasm. Gene Ontology annotation, biological process: phosphate-containing compound metabolic process.
CCUCCUAUUUCAAGCCCGAUGUGGCCGGUGCUGACGCUCUCUUUUGUCUACCGCACAGCAAGGGUCAAGGCAGCUUUUUCCACGCUUUCCUCCAAAAGAAUUAGCGGCUCUUUAAUUUCCAAGACACCCAAUUGUCCCUCGAGAAUAUUCACUAGUAACAUGGCCAGCCAGCCGUUCACAGCAGUCGAGCGAGGAGCGCCCAAUUCAUUCGACUACCGUAUUUAUUUCCGUGAUGCAAAUGGACCCAUCUCGCCAAUGCAUGACAUUCCCCUGUAUGCUGAUGAAGCCAAUAAAAUUUACAACAUGGUCGUUGAAGUGCCCAGAUGGACCAAUGCAAAGAUGGAAAUUAGCCUGAAGGAAGUUUUGAACCCCAUCAAGCAGGACAUCAAGAAGGAGAAGCUGAGAUUUGUGGCCAACUGCUUCCCUCACAAGGGCUACAUCUGGAACUACGGGGCACUCCCGCAGACCUGGGAGAACCCUGAGGUGCUGGACGCGUCAACCGGCUGCAAGGGCGACAACGACCCCAUUGACGUGAUGGAAAUUGGUCAAAGGAUCGCCAAAAGGGGGGAGGUGCUGCAGGUCAAAGUGGUGGGCUGCAUUGGGCUCAUCGACGAGGGCGAAACUGACUGGAAACUUGUUGCCAUUGAUGUGAAUGAUCCCCUGGCUGAGCAGCUGAAAGAUAUUGCUGAUGUUGAGAGGCUCUGCCCGGGCUUGCUGAAAGCCACUGUUGAAUGGUACCGCAUCUACAAGAUCCCUGAUGGCAAGCCAGAAAACAAAUUUGCCUUCAACGGUGAGGCAAAGAACCGUGAAUUCGCCACUCACGUCAUUGAAGACGUCCACAAAUUCUGGCAGUCACUGCAUAGCAAGGAGGCGGACGCUGGCGGAAUUUCGCUCUCAAACACUACCGUGGAAAGCAGCACAUUCAAGAUGGACCUGGUGGCUGCUGAAAAGGUUAUCAACGACAGUCCACCCCUGGGAGAGCCUCAGCCCAUUGAUCCAAUUGUUGACAAGAGUCAUUACAUCCGGCUGAAGUAAAUCAUUACUUUCUAUGGAUGAAACGAAAUUCAACUGAAUUGUUUUUGCGCACGUUGAAAUAAAGAAAAGUCGCACAUUA